This is a messenger RNA of Drosophila novamexicana, 2481 nucleotides long. RefSeq names its product membrane-bound alkaline phosphatase-like. The coding region runs from base 383 to 1972 and encodes 529 amino acids. Gene Ontology annotation, biological process: dephosphorylation. The record is from RefSeq and is a predicted model, not a curated record. The transcript has 3 exons. Gene Ontology annotation, molecular function: alkaline phosphatase activity. Lineage: Eukaryota; Metazoa; Arthropoda; Insecta; Diptera; Drosophilidae.
CAAUUGGGAAUUAAAUCUACUUUCCUUAGUGAAAAAAGUCUACAAGUCAAGAAGUCUACAUCAACUCCUCUGGCUCAGAGUUUAGAAAACUCUCCAAUGGCUGCUACAAUUCUCUCCAUGUUCUAUGUACGAAGCAUAAUUAGAUUCAUAAAAUGAAAAUAGGCAUGCUAAAAAUGUACACAUAUUACAUUCUCCGCCGUGUCUCGAGGUUUGCUGAGAUAAUCAUCAACACGAGAUACAAUAAAAAAAAAGGUGAGAUAAUAAAGCCAUAAAAGUAAGGUACGCCAAUUGCUGAAACUGCGGAAUGUGCUUAUAAAACCUCAACAAACUGCCGAAAAAUGUAUCAGUUGCACAUCGCUAGAACUUUCAACAAGUUAAGAAGAUGCUGUGCCAGAGACAACAGCUCAUCCUGCUCGGAGUCCUGCUGGCGGCCGGCUUAUCCACGGCCGACGAGGUGCACAAUAUCGAAGAGCUGACUGGUCGCAGAUUUCACAAAGCCCGAUUCUCAACGGAUGUGGCCACCGAUAAGUACACGCCGCCGGAGGAGAAGGAUCCUCAGUUCUGGUACGACUUGGCGCAUGAAGAGAUCGCCAAGAGGCUCCAAUUACCGCAACCCGAUGCGAAACGGGCCAAGAAUGUGAUCCUGUUUCUGGGCGACGGCAUGUCCCUGACCACCGUGGCGGCGGCGAGAAUCCUCAAAGGUCAGCGCCAGGGCAAAACGGGCGAAGAGUCCUCGCUCAGCUUUGAGCAGUUCCCCUACACAGGUCUUAGCAGGACUUACUGCUCCAAUGCCCAGGUGCCGGACUCGGCAUGCACAGCCACCGCCUAUCUGUGCGGCGUGAAGACGAACAUCAUCGAGAUCGGGGUCAGCGCUGCGGUCAACUUCAAUAACUGCACCGAGAGUCAGACGCCUGAGAACCGGCUGACCUCCAUUGCGGAGUGGGCACAGAACGCGGGCAAAUCCACGGGCAUUGUGACCACGACGACGCUAACCCAUGCGAGUCCCUCGGGCGCCUACGCCAAGACAGCCAAUCGCAAUUGGGAGUGCGAUACGGAUGUCGCCAGCUACGGCGUGGAUCCCAGCGAAUGCGUUGACAUGGCCACCCAGCUGAUUACUCAGGUGCCUGGCAAGAAUUUUGAUAUAAUGUUCGGCGGCGGCAUGGGAAAAUUUCUGCCCAAAUCUAUACAGGAUUCGCACGGUAAUCCCGGCGAGCGCUCCGAUGGCGUCAAUCUGCUCGCCAGCUGGCAGGCCAGGCACGAGGGCGGCGUCCUGGUCACCAAUCGCAAGCAGCUGCUCAGCGUCAACGUGUCGGCCGUGUCCAGCAUCAUUGGACUCUUCCAGUCCAGCCUUAUGAAAUUUCACCUGGAAGCCGAUGAGAGCUACCAGCCAACGCUCUCCGAGCUGACCGAGGUCACGAUCAAGAAGCUGAGCCAAAAUAAGAAUGGCUACUUUGCAUUCAUAGAAGGUGGCCUGAUCGAUUAUGGCAAUCAUUAUACCAAGGCGGGCUACGCGCUGGAUGAGGCUUUGGAGUUCGAGAAGGCCAUUCAGCUGGCCCGCGAUAUGACCGACAUUGAGGACACGUUGAUUGUGGUCACAUCGGAUCAUGCGCACACGCUGUCCAUUGCCGGCUAUCCGGGACGCGGCACACCCAUCCUGGGCCUCAAUCAGCAUGACACCGACAUCAAUGGCAUCAAGUACAGCACGCUCAACUAUGCCGUCGGACCCAAAAACUAUCUGGACGAGAAGGGACAGCGCAUCGAUCUGACCGAUCAAAUUGGCGGCAAUGACUUCGUCUACCCCGGUUAUAUAACCAAGGAUCAGGGCACCCAUUCGGGCGACGAUGUGGGCAUCUUUGCCUCCGGGCCGCAAAGCCAUCUCUUCACGGGCAUGAUGCAACAGAGCACGAUUCCGCAUCUGAUGGCCUAUGCCGCCUGCAUUGGCGACGGGCCCCAGCUCUGCGAUGCCAAGUAGAGCGAAUGCUUUCCACUUCCUUUUCCAUUAAAAGUGGCUUCCAUUUAGUUCCGCUUUUUGUCCAAUAAAUCACUGCUCAGGGAAAGUAGAUCCAUGAUUAUUAAAAGCUGUCUUUUGCUCCCCGUACGGAAUACAUCUCCCAAGAUUCAAAUAUCUCAUAUUGUGCCUCGUUGCAGACAGCCAUAUAAAUAUUUAUAGGCAUAAUAUAACCACAAGACCAUGAUCCAAACUUAUUACGGUCCAUAAGCAAAAAGAUUACAAAGCUUCUGAACUUUAUGUUGGGCGUUUUUUUUAGGUUGUUGUUGUCCUAUCUUGGUCUGGUCCAAAAUUAGUUAAGCCCAUUUAUGGACGGAUAGCACUCGUGUGGCAUACAUUUAACAACACUUAUGAUGCCUUUUAUUAAGUUAGGACUGUUUUUUUUUAACUCUUUCUUGUCUCUGUUGACAGUAAAUUAAAUUGGAAGAUGGGGUUCGAAUCGAUCCGAUUAAAGGUCUAGUUCAGUUUAGGUU